GUUUUACUUUGUUGAGCAGUUUUCUAUAGAUUUUUGAUGUGCCCGGUUGGAAUAUUUCCUUUGUACGGCUUGUAGCACAUAGAAAAAACAAUAAAAUUGAAACCAGUUUGUGUAAAUAAAAAAUGUAACUUAACAUAAAUGCAUUGUGUGACUAAUAUAAAAUUAUAUUUUUAAUAAAAGUUGAAGCUGGAAAGUCCACAUCGUGAAUACUUGCGUGCAAGAGUUAGUUGAAUGCUAUAAAAAGUGUAAAUUUAAGGACAUACCAACUAGAUUGAAAGAUAAUCAAACAUACCUUAAUAUAUAUACAUACAUAUGUAUGUGUUUGGUUGUGUAUUUGCAUUUGUAUGCAUAUAAAGUGUAAAGUAAAGAAUUUUGGAAUAAAGACGAAAAAGGUAAUAUAGCAGUCAAAUGAAAAGCAUAUAAGAGAUAGCAUUUGACAUAAAAGCGCAGUGCAAUCAAACAACACAACUAAUCGACGCGUCCGUCAUCAGGAAUGCGCCGCAGUCGCAGUCGCUGUCGACGUAAAGCUCAUCAACAUUAACACGAACCCUUAUCAACGUUUUAUUCAUCUUUGUUUGUUGAACUUUAGUGCAUAAUUUGAAAAUACAGAAAUUACUGCGCAGCAUGUGAAUGUUUAUGAAUGAAAAGUGUAUUUAAUACGAAGUAAAUAUAUACAAUAAAUUAAUAAAGCGGAAAUUAGAUAUCAAGCAAACAGUUUAUAGCAAACAGUUUAUAACAAAUGAUCAUUCCAUAUUUUACGAAUAUGUGCAGUAAAUAACUGUUUAAAUUGUACACCGAAAUAGGAACCGACAAUUUUCACCUCCACAAAAUUUUUGCUACAGAAAGAAUCCCCUACAGUUGACGCGCGUACGCCAUAUAACAACCAGCUGGCUUCAGCCGUACGCCGCCGCACAUUGUUGUUCUUCUUAUUGCAAUGCAUCGAUCUUUGAAACCACACGCACAAGCUAAAAAGGUACCACCACCUGCGCUACCCGGAGAUCCCGCACCACAACAACCGCCUACACCAUUGUAUCGUUUAGGUGGCAGUAUUUCGAGCGCAGCUGGUAAACAGCUGGAUGAUGGCAUUAUAAUGAGUAGCAUGGUAUCGUCACCAUCAUUGGAGGAGGGCGGUUUCAAUUUGCCACGUGAGCCAUCGGUAGCAUUGCGCAUGAAAGAUGAAAUAAGCGAAUACGCUACAGCCAUGUCUACAUCAGGCACAUCACAAUCGUCGGGCUCCUCUGCCGGUAUUGCUGCAGCAGGCAAACAACAAUCGGCUAAUCAAGCCGCAACCGCCGGCGCAACACUCUUAUCCACCGCAAAUAAUCCGCUGCUCAGCGGUUGUCCACCCACAAUAGUGCCAUGUCCACCGCCCGUAUUUUGCGCCACACUACGCGAACCGCUCACACACAAAGCGGCCGUCUACUAUCAUCAACAAUUGGCGCUGCAGGAAGAUCAGGGCAUCGAUCUGACACAAUCGCCAGGUCGCGAUUCGCCCGGUUCGUCGUCAGGUUCAGCUGGUUCUGGUUCGCGACAUUCAACAGCCAGCUUAGAUUCGGGUCGUGCCUCAUCGUAUUUAACUGGUGUCUCCGGUGCAUCGAUACGCGGCAGUGCGGGCGGUGCGCUAUCGUCGCCACGUUGCAGUUCGGUGAGCUCAUGUUCGAUUGGGAGUGUGGAUCGACAACGUAACGAUGAACUCAUCAUCGAUUGGUUGAUGGAGAUGAAGUAUGAGGAGUAUGCACAAUUGUUUAUAGCGGCCGGUUACGAUUUACCGACCAUUGCACGAAUGACCCCCGAAGAUUUGACAGCGAUUGGCAUAAAAAAUCCACAUCAUCGUGAACGCAUAAAACAACGUAUCGAUAAGUUGCAAGUAUUGGAUAACUUGCCGCACUUUGUACCGGGCUCCAUCGAAGAAUGGCUACAACUCUUACGUCUCGAAGAAUACAUACAACCAUUGUUGGAUCAAAAUUACAAAACUGUACGCGAUGUAACCCAGGUCACUUGGGAAGACUUGGAAGAUAUUGGUAUUGUUAAAUUGGGGCAUCAAAAGAAAAUACUUUUAGCCAUAAAGCGUGUUAAGGAUAUUAUUAGCGGAAAAUGGAAUCCAGGCGGCAUUAAUGCCUAUCAGCAACAGGAUUAUCGCAAUAAAAUUUGGCCCAGUGCCGUGCCACUGCCCACCACACCAACCUAUUUGCCAACCACGCGCGUCUCGUGGGACGAUUCUAAGAUUUAUGCUACGCCCGGUGUCGAUGCCGUCUACUUUUGCAGUGGCAAUCAUCAGCACGAGUGUUGCUAUGGCAACGAUGUGGUGCCGAUUAAGGUGCGCCAGCCACGCGGUAAAAGCUUAGAAUCGCUCGAGGACAUUCACGACAAUAGCACACGCAGCCAUUUGACCUUUAGCCAUUAUACGGCCACUGAUUAUGGCCACUUUGCGCAUCCAACGCCCGCUAUGCAACAGCAACAUCAUCAGCAAGCCUUGCAACAUCAACAGCAACAACAACACCAACAUCAGCAAGCAUUACAACAGCAUCAUCAGGCAGUUUUGAUGGGUGGCGUCGGCGGCGGCGCUGCUGUUGUGGGCGGCGGUGGACCAGGUGUUGCUGGUGGUGCACGUUUGCUUAGCAAUCAGGCUGCCAUGGCUUGGCGCCGUUCCUACGAUGAUGGCGACAUCACGCCCACCAACGACGCUGCACGCGAACUCAUGUACGAAGAGGGUGGCGGCACACUGCCACGGCAGCAACGUGGCAUACUACAACGUGCCGUAUUGAACAGCAUGCCACCACUCGAGCAUCACUACAUGAAUGCAGCUGCCGCAGCGGAAUAUGUCUGUCACGCCGGCGGAUUGGGUGGUGUAGGCGUUGGCGUUGGCGGCGUGCCAGGUGCGGGCGCGCUUGUGGGUGCUGCUGGCGCAACGGGUUGUGCGUUGGACGGUGCCGGUCUGAAUGCAUCCUACCUGACCGGCAGUCCAAUGAGUAAUAAGAAAAUUGCACCAGAACCACCGCGUCGCCAUUGUAGUAUACGGAAUUCGCGCACGUUAAGCGCGGAUGGCGCGCAGCAACAGCAACAAUUGCAACAACAACAACAGCAACUGGCUAUGCAUGCUGGCACAGCCGUAACGCCUGGUCUCUACUAUGGCGGCGCUGCAGGUGCACUGCAUCACGGCAGCAUGUAUAUGACGCAUGCACAGCAACAAGCCGCAGCAGCAGCAGCGGCGGCAGCUAAUCAACCGAUCUAUGCGAAUUACGCAACCAUACAACAGACCACGGCGGAGAUACACUGCGAGAAAUUCCAUGACAAUAAGUCAAACUCCAGCAUCGAUUCCAUUGAUACCAUACCGUUCGCCAACGAGAAUACCGGCACCAUCAAACAGCGUUUACUAAAUCGCCAAGACAUGGCUGGUCAACAACAGCAACUACAAUCAGGCAACACACCACAUCUGCACUCCUCGUCGUCGUCCUCCUCCUCCUCGUCGACCAACACCAUCGCCAAUAUAGCGCACUCUUUUCACUCGCUAAAGACAUCUGCCUCGCUGCAUGACGCCUCGCUGAUACGUAGCGAUAGCAUUGGUAGCACUACAAGUGGCGGCAGCGCUGGCGCCACCACAGGCAGUAGUGGUCUCUUACUUUUACGUUCGCCCACCCUACAAUAUCCACCGACUGAUGCAACAAAUGCCACCGUUGUCGUCGGCUCUGCAACGACUAUCACCACCACCGUAGAUUUGCAUACGCCUAGUGGCGCUGCCGCUGAGUGCGCUACGGAUGCCGCCAGCGAUGGUGUGCUGCCAAAGGCUGGCAGUGGCGAGGUUGCAGAUGCAACUGGUGCCACAAGUGGCGUUAGUGGUGUGACAAAUACAACACCAGGUCAGAAGGUUUCGGUGAAUGUGCUCAAUGACAUUGGUAAUAUGUUGGCUAAUUUAACGGACGAAUUGGAUGCCAUGUUGGAGGAGGAGAAACGUAUUGGUUUAAAUAUUGAUAGUGAAUAAGCGCAAAGCGUCACAGACACAGGUACACACACACACACACAUACACGCACAUAUAUAAGUUGUAGGAAUUUAUCGUUAUGUAUGUAUGUAAAAGCGUGUGUCCAAUAGGGAAAUGGGAUUUAAAUGUUAGUGGGUCAUAUGUUUACAUAUAGAUUGUUAGUGAAUCAUACGCGCGCUGACCGGCUUGAGUGCCAAUGUGAGGGGAAAUUUAAAUUAUUCAAAUUUGUUUGCCAGAAUUACUUUUUUUUACAACUUUUCAUAUCUUUAAGAAAUCGAAAAGUUGAAUUAGGACUCAAGAGAAUGUUGUUUUUGUUGUUUUUGUAGCCGCUAAAAACAAUUCCCAACGUAUUUUUUGAAGAAUAUCGCAGGGGUGUCAGUCCAUGGCCGAAUAAAAAUCUGAGUCAUUCCAACAUAAAGACCCGACCACCGCAGAAACCUUUGGAUUAAGUCCCCGUGAAAGUCUUAAACAACUACCCCGCAGGGACGAGGAGUCAGGAUAAUACUAAGAUAUGUUAACUCGCUACUUUUUCGGAUAGGACUUUCCAAGCUUUCUAAAAAAUUUGAUCUUAUAAGCGAUUUAUUUCCUCACUUCUGAAAAUAAUCCGUAAAAAGGACUCUAAAAAUACUAUUUUGGAUCUUUCGAACUACUUUUAAUUGAUUUGUUUCAAAAAAUAGUUUGAUUUCAUUUACGUUCGUAGCUUAUUUUUGACAUGAAAUCCAUUCGGUGUCCGGCUUAGAAUAAAUAAAUUGUAGGUUUCUCCAUUUAUUAGAUAUAUAGUUGGGAUAUAUAAUUUCUGAAAUGAGCGCUAACGGUAAUUAAUUUCAUUUUUCAUAUACUUUUCCAUUAAAAAAAUUUGAGCAUUUAAAUAUUAUGUAUUGAAAUUUUGAAAGUUUUUACAUAAAAAAUUUUAUGAAGUUCCCUCAAAGGGUCGGCGUGCGCAUGCGUAGUCUAGUUGCGUUUACUUCACUUGUGUGUCUUAGUUGUUAGUAUUUUUUUCGGUUGAAGACUUUUAUAAAAAGUGUGUAGAAUUCAUAAAUUCCCCUAAAACAUUUUUUUUACUUACUUACAAUAGUUGUAAGUAUAUAAAGUAUAUAUAUGUAUAAUUAUUUUAUAAACGCAUUUUGGGAGCGUAAAUAAAAUCGGCAUUUUUUUUAUAUACAUACAUAUAUACAAUAUUUAUAGACAAUGUAUUCUGUAUGUGUAUACAUUUUGUAUUGUUGUUUUUCUUUCACUUUUUGUUAGCGUAGUUAAAAAAUAAAAAUUGUAAUAGAAUUGUACAAUAAGAACUGCUGUUAUGGUGGAUGCCGAAUUUAUUAUUUCUUUUAUACAUAAUUCAAUUCAUUGUUAACUAAGAUAAGCCGGAUAAGUGAAAGAAUAUGGUUUGGAAAAAUUAUGUAAAUUAUUAUUCAAAUUACCAAACAUUUUCAUGCAAAAUUUCCUAUUUUAAUUAA
Molecule: messenger RNA, 5431 nt
Organism: Ceratitis capitata (Mediterranean fruit fly)
Lineage: Eukaryota; Metazoa; Arthropoda; Insecta; Diptera; Tephritidae
Gene: ckn
Exons: 10
Coding region: 935-3979 (1014 amino acids)
Biological process (GO): axonogenesis; cell surface receptor protein tyrosine phosphatase signaling pathway
Cellular component (GO): focal adhesion; axon
Molecular function (GO): signaling adaptor activity; protein phosphatase binding
Source: RefSeq, a predicted model, not a curated record